AUGAGUUUUAAAAAACAACUUCCAAAUAUUAUAAUAUGUGGAACACCUAGUGUAGGCAAAUCUCGUCUAUGUCAAGAAUUAUGUUCAUCUAAUAAAUUACUUAAAUAUAUAAAUAUAAAUGAUUUAGCUAAAAAAAAUAAAUAUCUUCUUGAAUAUGAUGAAGAAAAUCAAUGUGAUAUUCUUGAUGAUGAUGCCAUUAAUGAUUAUCUUUAUAAUACAUAUUUUCAAAAAUUAUUACCAUCUGGUCUUAUUAUUGAUUAUCAUAGUGCAGGUAUAAUACCUGAUAAUAAUCAUAUACAUGGUAUAUUUGUUUUACGUUGUAAUAGUGAUAAAUUAUAUGAACGAUUAAAAAAUCGAAAUUAUUCAACGAAAAAAAUUGAACAAAUUAUUCAAUUUGAAAAUUUUCAAGUAUGCCUUCAUGAAACUCAUGAAGCAUUUGAUGAAUCAAUUGUUCAUGAACUUAUCAAUGAAACAGAAAAUGAUUUAAAAAAUAAUAUUGAAUAUUUAUUAAAAUGGAUUGAUCGAUGGCCAUUAAAUAAUACUAUUGAUUAG
Messenger RNA from Rotaria sp. Silwood1, 552 nucleotides. NCBI's taxonomy places the organism in Eukaryota, Metazoa, Rotifera, Eurotatoria, Philodinida, Philodinidae. The record is from the annotation of a GenBank genome assembly.